AUGUAAUUAAAUCACUCAACCUGUUUCAUUUAGGCUAGAUCCAAUAUUCCAUCAAAUGAUGUUAAAAACUAUGGUACUGACUCAAGCUUUGAGCCCUUAAUUGAACAACAUCUCAACGUGGACUAGCUUAAUCAUCACAGAGAGUUUAAUCAGUCACAGCUGGUGUCACAGAAAUAAGUGGAAAGACACUAAACUUGUAAUAAUAGUUCAGUAUUAGAUUUUGUAUCUGAUACUUAAAAGCAUGAAGAAGAUUAGCAAGAAUUAUUAGAGGUGAACUAAAUACAGUAGUAGAAGGUUAGAUAAAUUAAUAAUAAGACUAACUUGCUUUUGACCACUCAUUCUAAUCUUAAAUAAUUAAAAGUUAGUGAUUCAAUGAUGAGCGCUACUUCUCAAUUCAUUAACAAGUCUACGAUGCUUAGAUAGCUCUAUGCUGUCUAAACACAAACUUACAAUUCUAAAUCUCAAGUAUAAUCAACUCUUAUUGGGAGACAACAACAUUUAAAUAAUAAAGAAGAAUAUAAUAAUGAUUUUUAUUAGCAAAAAUAUUAAGCAGAUAAAAUGUCUGUGCCCCUUUUGAAAUCAAAUGACACCAUUCAAAUUAAUUCAAAUCGCCUUACUCCUUAAAAGUUAGAUUAAGAGCCAUCUAAUCAGAAUUCAUCAACCAACAAUAAAUUAACUUCUGCCAAAUUAUUCAGCAAAACAGAUUCUAGUAGUAAAUAGAGUGGAAAUGUAGAAGGAGAUUAGAUCAAAUAAGAUAAUUAGAAAAUCUAAUAUCAGCAGAAAUAGAAGCCUUCCCAAGACUCUCUCUCUAGCUAGCAAACUUGUGGAUAAUAAUAAAUUUAUUCAGCAUAGACAGCGACUUAAACUCAAUUUAAUCAUCAAUCCAAAUUCUUCACUUUGGAGCAGCCAAUUUUACAGCUCAAUAAUCAAACCAUAUUCAUAAGAGGUAAGAAUGGCAGAGGCUAUUAAGGAAUCAAUAAUUAUAAAAAUAGUGUGAGAAUACCCACAAUCUAAGAGUGGUUCUAAAGUCUUUCAAAAGACGACAAGAUUUUGUGUCUGACUAUAGUAGACUUUACUUUGGUAAACUCAAUAGUCAGAAUGCAACAAAGACUCAAUAAAAAAGGCUAGGGAAAGUUUUCACUCGUAACUAAGCUUUUGAAAUAAACUAUUAAUGCUGCCAGUGGAAAUGGAUCGUAGCCUAGCAAGUAUUAGUCCUAACUAGUGCAGGAUGUGAAGUUUAGUUCCAUUAAAAAUUUCAUUAAGGAUGAUAAGGACAAGAUCGCAUAGUAGGCUAAAUAGUGCCAUGAAAAAGAUCUUCUUGACUUGGUCAGACUUACUCACACCAAAGUCUCUACAAAUUUAAAGAACUAGUAAGAGGUAACUGACUUCUUGAUGGAGGACUAAGACUUGAACACUUUGACUGUAGCUUAGACUUUAGUGCAAGAUCCUGUAAAGUUUUAUCAACUAGUUUAGGCUAUAGUAGGAAAUAACUUUCUCAAAGUUCCAUUGGAGAUAAAUUGGGAUGAUUAGAAAAUGUUCUUUAUAGUCAAAACACCAACAUGGUUUGUUCCUUCUGCUUACAAUUCGCUAGCAUAUUGGGUAAUCUUUUUAUUUGAAAUUUCACUUUGGGUUCACUAUGAGGCCUAUGUGAAGUCUCGGUUUAUGAUAAACAAAACAACACUUGAUCCCAAAUUAUUUCUUUCAAAGCAAGGGUAGCUUAUUAAUGUUAAAAAUGAGCUGCAAAGCUAUUGGUCAUAAAUACAGGAGAAGUCUAAGUAGAAUCACACUAUUCUAAAAGAUAUAGGAUCUGAGGUGUUUAAGAGAUCAAAAUUGCUUUAACUUAAUCAACCUUAAGAAGCAUCUGCAAAUGAGGAUUUUUUGAGUCUGAGCUAACUUAAUGGAGGGCUGAUUUAGGUGAGGACAACUGCUCCGCCAAUCUUGAAUUCAGAAUCCAAGAUAAUUGAGGCAUUGCAACAGAACAGAGAACCUGAGAUGUUCAUGAAUGAUUUGUGCUUGUUCAGUUUGAGUAGAGUUGGAAGUCAACUCAACAAACUUGAAAAAAUACUGGUGGAUGUGUUGAGAGAUAAAUUGGAGGAAAACGAAAGAAACCAGAAGAUUUUAAGCAAUAAGAAAAAUUAAAAGAAAAAAAACAAGAAGAAGACUCAGAAAUAAGACCAAACAUCAAAUCGAAUUGACAAUGAGAUAGAAAAGGAUAAUUUGGAAGAAAAGAAAGAAAACUUGUAAGAAUCUGAGAGUGAACAUCUUUUAACACAAAUUUAAGAGGAAGAAGAAGAAGAUAAUAUCUAUGAUCAAUACUACUGUAAGGACUUAGAUGAGUUAUCGAUUGCUUUGCUUGUUCAAUAAUCUCAACAUCACAUCCAGCCUAGGAAUAAUGAUUUACUAGAUGAACUGCUGAGAGAUGAAGGGCCAGUAUAAAACAAAUUAGAGCAAAAAGUUUAAAUUAUUUAGAAAAUUAUGAAAAUACCAUCAGUGAAACCUAUCAAGGAAUAUUUAAACUAUCAAAUUACUAAUGAAGAUUAAAAGUAUGAGUUGAAUGAUCAUGCCUAUGAAAAUUAAAUUCAUCAAUUAAUACAUGAGGAUGAGGAAAAAGAGUAAAACAAAGAAGAGUAAAGCGCUAACAGUGAUUCAACUGAGGAUCUCAAUUAACAAGAGCAUCAUCAUUUAAGCGAAAUUAAAAUGAACUAGACCAUUGAGUCUCCAAGUUAGAAACUAGACACUUUAGACUAUAAUAUCAUCGAAAGACUAAAAUAGAGUGAAUUCAGUGCUGGAUCAGUGGGUUACAUGUCUUCAGAUAGAUUUGAUGAAGAUGAUUCUAAAAAAGCAUCAAUCAAUCACGACAUCAAGUCUUUUAUUGAAGAGAGAAAGAAUUAGGUUAUUAAGAACCAAAGCACCACUAAGAAGAAAAACAACACAAAAUCUUUUAUGAGUUCAUAGAAAGAGCUAUCAAUCUAAAAUGACUUGAACAAGAGUUUAGAUGACUCAAUUAAUAACUUUCAAAUAAUCAGAUCAAACAAAAACUUCAACAAUUCAGCCUCUUAAAACAACAAUAAUAAUUCUAGCAAGUAAUAAUAACAGUAGAAUUAAUAACAAACAUAAAAUCAGCAAAUCUCAAAAAAUAAGAAGAAAAAGAGAAGCAAAGCCGUACUCCCUCAACUAGCGCAGCAGUAUUCUUCAAAUAAUGAUAGUUUAAAAGAUCAAAGCUAGAAACUUAAUGAAUUUAUGAGGAAUAUUGUGCAAGUUAAAGAACCAGUUGAGGUCUAAGAGAUUUAAAAGCCAUUUUAGAAGAUUGAAAAAUAAGUAUCGAAGAUAAUACCUGAAAAAGAAUAAACCACUCAACAGGUAAUCCCUAAUUAUGAGAUUAGGACCAAGUUAUAAGUGCAAAAUAACACCAAUCAAACUGCUUCUACAUAGACUUAAAAAGAUAAGCCAAUUUAUAUCAGAAAAACUAAUAGGCAUGAACCAAUCCCUAACACUCUUGAUAACUCUAUCAUCUUGAAUUAAUAGUAAAAUAUAACCAUAUAACCAGCAGAAAUCAAAGAAUAAGAGAUAAUCAAGCCAGUGAGAACUAAUCAGUUGAAUAAAUCACAUGAUGUGGCUAAAAAGAGUAAAUAGAAGCAAUAAUAAUAGCAUCAAAGAUUUUAAAAUUUCAUAAAUAUGAAAGACCCGCUAGAUAAAAGCUAGGACAACCAAAAGAUAUAAUUAAACAAGGAGAAAUCUAAGAAGUCUAAUCAUAAAAAUAGUCAUUAGCAUCAGCUUAAAAAUAACAAAAAGAAAAUGACAAAUACCCAGAAUAGUACUUAAGCUAGUGGGUUAAUUACUCCUUAGGAGUACCCGUCAAACAAUAGUGUCUAGUAGCACUAAUUCAAUGCACCAUAUGGGAUGCCUAAUCAAAUGGUAAACACAAUGCCUGAGCAUCAAAUGUAUCAGAAUGGGUACAUGCAGCCAUAGAUGCCAUAUCAACCAGAUGGGUUCAAUGAUAUCUUUAGAAAUAUUUAAAGUUAGCAGGGUAUUUAGUACCUUCAAUAGCUAAUUCACCAAGCAAUCCAACAAAACUAGUUUAAUUUCUAGGACAGAUCUCAAAAUUUCUAUGAUAGCCCUAACUUUCCACAAAGCCCAGAUGAAUACCAACAUCAAUAAGAUGAUUAUGAAAGAAAAAAUGCAUUGAUAGCUGGAUUUUAUGAAACUUUGAGUUAAUAACUAGAAAGUCUAAUGAAUACCAUUGAGAAUAAACUCGACUCAGUUGCGAAAGAGAGGAUAUCUGCUAUCAAUCUACUUGAAAAACUGAUCAAUGAGAAUUUAAAGCCUCAAAAUAAUCAGGCUUUUCAGAUAAAAAUGUAUGGCUCUAUGGCCUCUAAGUUAGCAAUUGAGCAAAGUGAUGUUGAUUUGGCUGUAGUGGGUUUAGAAUUUUAGGGUAUUAGGGAACUGUAAAUAAAAGAAAUGAGAGUAUUGUUUGAAAGACUCUAGGAGUCACUUAAGUAUCUCAAAAAAUCAAGCAUAUUAUUCAUCGAAUCAGCAACAAUUCCAGUUAUCAAAUUAUCAAUCGAUUUAGAAGAGCUUAGCAUAUCACAUUAAGAUGGGAUUGAAAUCGAGAUUGAUCCAUAAAUGAGGAAUCUUGGAAUUGACAUUACAUUUGAGGAUCAAUCAUUGUCCUUGUUUUAUGGUCCAGAGGGUUAAAGAGUGAACCUAGGCAUUUAGUGCAUCCAGUAUAUCCAAGAUCUAUGCUAUUAGUAGCCAUUCUUAAAGCCAAUAGUCCUAUUUAUGAAGAAACUACUCUAGAAUAGUAACCUGAACUAACCAUUUUACGGAGGAAUAAACUCUUACUCACUAGUACUGAUGGUUUCCGCCUUUUUAAAUAAAUUUGGAAACUAUAGUACCCCAAGCCAAAGUCUGUUUGAAUUCCUGAGAUAUUUUGGCUACUACUUCGAUGCAGAAACUGUGAUGAUUGACAACUAAGAUUUCAUAAAAACGAUGUGCCCAAUGAUUGACCCGAUGACUAUAUUAGACCCACUUAACAAGGCAAAUAACACAACACGAAGUGCAUUCAGAAUAAGAGAAAUUUAGGAAGUGUUCAAGAGAGUUUUUGAGUAUAUGAACUCUAAGUUACUAGAGGUGAAUGAUGUCUCGGUGGCAUAGUGUGAAUCUGAUAUGCAAUAAGACCCUCAAGAAUUGUUGAUGGGUGCUUUAAGCACUAAGAUUGGCAAUGUAAUUAGAGAUGUCCUUGAAAGAGAAGAUAUCGAUCAUUAGUAGUGA
This is a messenger RNA of Stylonychia lemnae, 5271 nucleotides long. NCBI's taxonomy places the organism in Eukaryota, Ciliophora, Spirotrichea, Sporadotrichida, Oxytrichidae. The record is from the annotation of a GenBank genome assembly.